CCGCCGCCGUCGCCACCGCCACUGGUCGCCACUGGCCCACGUCGUCCGCAGUGAUGCCGUAACCGCGACACGCCGCUGCAUCGUACUAUAUGACUGCCGCACCGACCAGCAAUAGUUAUUCAAACCAUUAUCAUAUCAUACCACAAGAACAUACAAAUUAUUUAAAUAUAAUUUAUGGAUAAUUACAAUUAGAAUAUCAGAACACCAUCCAAUAAUGUGCUUAUAUAAGUUUUAUGAAAUAUGAAUACAUUAUUAUGCAAAUAACAACAUACACAUAUGAUGUAAUAUAUAUAUAUAUAUAUAUAUAAACGCUUUCACAGAAUGAUGUAGGUAUCCUAAUCGGGUGAUGCUGAGUGAUGAACGGCGAUCUAGAGUUGGUGACCGUGUUGGCAGUCUGUGGCGUGGCCGCCCUAGCCACGUUCAUAAACGGAUACGUCUUAUUAGUCAUACUACUUAGCAAACGGACGAGUUCACCGAUAAACGUGUUGCUUACGCACUUGAGUGCUGUGGAUUUGAUUGUCUGCAUUUCUGUACUGGUGUCCAUUUUACCGGAGACAUUUAACCAGUACGAAAAAGUCGCUCCGUGGUUGUGUCCCGUUCACGGAUUUCUGUUUAAUUUCCUACAUCCAAUGGCCAUUUGGACAGUGUGUGGUCUCAACUGUGACAGAUAUUAUGCAAUUGCGGCACCGUUGCAUUACGGAACACUAGUAAACAGCCGCAAAAUCAUGUUGGGACUCUGUGGCACAUGGAUUGUAUGCUUGUUGAUCUCAUUGCCACCGGUUUUCCGGUUAGUUCCUUACUCUUAUCAACCGGGCUUGCCUGUUUGUACAACAGAUUUCAGCAAAGGUCGAGCUACUAUUUUUUAUAGCAUUUUCUAUACUACCAUUACUCUAGUACUACCAUGUGUCAUCAUACUUGGAUGUAACAUAAAAGUGUUCACGAUCGCCCGGUACCACAGGCACCGCAUAGCGUCGGCGAUAUUCGAAGUGACGCUAUCAGCACAGGUGACCAUCACGCACCAGCGGAAUCCGUUCUUCCUGCCCACGGCGAUGGCCAACAAGCUGCGCCGGAGCAACGCGUUCUCCGCCGUGUUCCAGAUCGUCGGCUCGCUGGCCGUGUUCUACCUGCCGUACUACUGCGUGUGCCUGUACGAGUCACUGUGCGCGGCAGUGGGCGCGCCGCCGCGCACCGACCCGGCGGUCAAGUCGCUGUCGUUCGCCCUCAUCACCGGCUCGGCGCUGUGCAACGGGCUGCUGUACGGCAUCAAGAACAAGCUGCUGAAGAAGACGUACCAGAACUACCGGCGCAAGAUGAUGACAAAGUGCGAGGUGAACCAGGAAAUCCAGGCCCGGACGCCGUCGGCGUGCGGGUCGCGCAGACCGUCGCUGACGCCAGUGGCCGCGGCCGCCGGCCACGGCAAGACGGCGGUGGCCCAGACCGGGUCGGCGACCGCGGCCACGCCGCUGCUGCUGCUCUGCAGCCGCCGGUCGUCGCUGAUGAGCCUGUCCGAGACGGGCGAACCGCCGGCGCCGGUCAGGCGUCUGCCCGGCGCCACGUGUUCGGCCAACGCCCUGGACUUUGGCAAUUUUUACGCGGACGUCCGGUUCAACGACGGCGCCGGUAGUGGCGGCGGCGGCGGCGGCGUCGGCGGUGGUUCGUCCAUCAGGCGGUGCUACUCGUCGACCACCAACGACGGCGGACCGGACCGGGGCAGCCGGUGCGCGGUGGCCAACAGGAGCGCGUUCGUCCGGCGCAUAUUGCGCGACUCGCGACGAUCGCCCAGGAUAUUGAUCACGAGGGCCAUGUCCGAGGAGAGCGAACCGUACGCGUCGGAACAGAGCAGCGGCGGCGGCGCGGCUGUCUGCGGCCGGAACGACCGCAGGGUCGGCGGCCACAAGCUGUCGUCGUCCGCCGUCACGCUGUUCAUCGACGACUGCAGGCCCGGCAGCGGCCGCGUCCACUGUCCGGACGUCGACUUCAACUUCGACGACGACGAUUGCAUCGGCGGCGGCGGCGGUGUCGGCGGCUGCGAUGACGACGACGAAGACACGUCGCUGGCCUACUAUAGCAGUCCGUCUUCCAGCAACGACGGAAGCGGAUGCGCUCCGAACGACGGCCUCGCGCGGUUUACCAGACUCUCCGCGUAAGGCCCGCGAUCGUGGUGGCGGCGGUCCGGGCACGCUGUAUUUUUUUCUAUUAUUAUUAUUAUUAUUGUUGUUGUUCAACGACGAGGCGAUUCUCCGUUCGUCGUCACUCUCCUCGCACGCGUGAAAGUUGCAUUUGUAUACUGAAACCGAAUUUUAUCGGUUUCUAUAUUGUUUAUUAUCUCGUGCGCGAUUCUCUCGAAGUCGAAACGGUGUUCCUGUACGCAAUGACACGACAGCUGAUCGCGAUGAUGCCGAUCCGUCGAGUGAACUCAAUGAUCGCCGUAGUAUACUUACUUACCUACAAUAUUAUAUUAUAGUAUUGUACUUUAUUGAAACGAUACAUGUGUAAUAUUAAUCGUGUAUGAAAAUACUAUAAUGCUUAAGAGAUAGUCAAAUGAAAAAAUGUAGAUGAAAAUAUUACUCGGACGUGUAUUACCUACCUAUAAUAUCACCAUCGUAUAAAUUAUUGUGUAACUCGGAUACUUUGACAGGAC
This is a messenger RNA of Rhopalosiphum maidis (corn leaf aphid), 2641 nucleotides long. Its product is annotated as probable G-protein coupled receptor 21. The record is from RefSeq and is a predicted model, not a curated record. The coding region runs from base 357 to 2147 and encodes 596 amino acids. Gene Ontology annotation, cellular component: membrane. NCBI's taxonomy places the organism in Eukaryota, Metazoa, Arthropoda, Insecta, Hemiptera, Aphididae. Gene Ontology annotation, molecular function: G protein-coupled receptor activity. The transcript is spliced from 6 exons. Gene Ontology annotation, biological process: G protein-coupled receptor signaling pathway.